CCCAGCCGCCGCGUUUGAAGAAUGUGACUGUCUGACAGGAUAACCGGAAGCAGUGACCAAAGACUACAUUUCCCACAUGCCUUGCGUUUCCGGCUGGCUCCUGCGUGACGUCACGAGGCGCUACGUGUUCAGGGCUGUGCAGCAGGAAAUUCGGGCUGUCAGGGCAGCCGAGCGGCGCAGAUCAAAAUGCUGCCAACCACAUCUGUGAAUGCUCGCUCUCAAGGCAAUGGUACCUUAAGCUAUGGAGAAGCAGCAAGGCACACAGCUGGAGCCAAACGUUACAAAUACAUAAGGAGACUCUUUCACUUCAGGCAUAUGGACUUUGAGUUUGCUGUUUGGCAGAUGCUCUAUCUUUUCACUUCGCCGCAAAGAGUCUACAGAAACUUUCACUACAGAAAGCAAACAAAGGACCAAUGGGCAAGAGAUGACCCAGCAUUUUUAGUUUUGCUCAGCAUAUGGUUGUGUGUGUCCACUCUUGGGUUUGGAUUUGUCCUUGAUAGGGGAUUUUUCCAGAUUUUGAAACUCUUACUCUGGGUGGUGUUCGUAGACUGCGUAGGUGUGGGAUUACUGAUUGCAACAAUCAUGUGGUUUGUUUCCAACAAAUACAUGGUCAGACACCAGGGAAAGGAUUAUGAAGUGGAGUGGGGUUAUGCAUUCGAUGUGCAUCUAAAUGCCUUUUUCCCUCUACUGGUUAUCUUGCAUUUUGUCCAGCUAUUUUUCAUCAAUUAUGUGAUCCGUUCAUUGUUUCUAGGAUACAUUGUUGGAAACACGUUUUGGUUGGUUGCAAUUGGAUAUUACAUCUACAUCACAUUCCUUGGAUACAGUACAUUACCAGUUUUGAAACACACAGUGAUUCUUCUGUAUCCAUUUGCUCCUCUCGUCCUGCUGUAUGUCCUCUCAUUGGCCUUGGGGUGGAAUUUCACAGAUAUGCUUUGUACUUUUUAUAAAUACAGAGUAAACUGAAUAGAAUUGUUUUGGUUUUGUACAGAUUGUAAAUAUGAUACAUUAUUGUAGAUAAAGGUUAUGAUUUAAGAUUU
Messenger RNA from Pelobates fuscus (common spadefoot toad), 1037 nucleotides. It is a transcript of the gene UNC50, whose product is annotated as unc-50 inner nuclear membrane RNA binding protein. The record is from RefSeq and is a predicted model, not a curated record. The transcript has 6 exons. Gene Ontology annotation, cellular component: Golgi membrane. Lineage: Eukaryota; Metazoa; Chordata; Amphibia; Anura; Pelobatidae. The coding region runs from base 187 to 963 and encodes 258 amino acids.